AUGCACGAUCCUGAAAAAUAUUAUUCUUUCAAAGGAUACGUGGAUAAGGUGAGUAAAUCAUCUUUGUGGUAUGAAUCAUGUAAAAGUUGUGCCACCGCAGUUGUGAAGACCAACAACGGCAUGUCAUGCAAAAAGUGCAAUAGCAAAAUUGAGGAACCAACUCCAAGGUAUAGGUUGGUAUUAAACGUCGUGGCAGAUACCCACAAUGCGACAAUAACUUUAUUUGAGGAAGCUGCAAUGGUGUACGUUGGGUGUCCGAUUAAUGAUUACAUCAGAUCAAUUGAGCAGGGGGAAGAAUUAUCUGGAUAUUACAAAGGGUUGAGCUUACAGUCAACAUUUGAGUUUCAAUUCCUCAUUCCAGUCGAUAGUAAGUCGUUCAACUCAAGAGGAGAAUUCAAUGCAGUGGCAGAGGCAAUUGCAAGGACAAAUGAUGAGGAAAUGAAUGAUAACCAAGAAAAUUCUCUCCAAAGCCCUACUGGUCUGGAUGUGGAUAAAGGCAAUUCGUCAAAGAGGACCACCAUCAGAAAGAAACGAUCAAUCAACAAGAUAAUAGAAGAUGAAAAUGAUUCUGUUGUUGAAGUUGAAGAUCAUGAGACAAUUAGUAGUAUCAAGAAGAAGUGUGCAAGAAAAAGUACAAAAGCAAAAGGAAGGAAACCAACUCCAAUCGUCAAAAUAAAAAAGGAGAAGAAUUGA
Messenger RNA from Striga hermonthica, 693 nucleotides. NCBI's taxonomy places the organism in Eukaryota, Viridiplantae, Streptophyta, Magnoliopsida, Lamiales, Orobanchaceae. The record is from the annotation of a GenBank genome assembly.